AUGUCGAAUCCUGAGCCCAUAGUGUCUAGGCCUAAAGGUUGGAUUCCUAUGGGGUUAGCAACAAUGUGUUCUGAUAUUAUUAAGGCAAUUGAUAAUGAUAAUCUCAAACCACUAGAUGACAGGUUGAAACUUUGUUCAUUCAUAUCCGGGCCAUUAAAACCCAAUGAGAAGGAUUUGGAAAUAUUUAAGAUGCUGAAGAAGGCCCCUGCGGGAAAAUUUUUGCACGCCUGCAGAUGGUAUAAUCAUAUAGACGCAUUGGUUAAGAAAGGGCUAUUGUCGGAUAAGAAAGACGAAGAUUUUGAUCCAUUUGGUGAUGAUGAUAGUGAUGAGGACGAUUCCCUCAAGAAAAAACAGGAUCAAUUGAAUGCUAAGAAGAAUAAGAAAUCUGAACAGGCUAAAUCCCUUCUGGUAAUUCAUAUAGAGCCUGCUAGCCAAAACACUAAUUUGGACCAUGUACUCAAAUUAGUGAAGGGCAUCCAAAUGGAAGGUUUGACUUGGGGAGAAAGUUCCAGCAAAAUUCCUAUUGCCUUUGGAAUCGAAAAAUUACAAGUUUCUUGCACUAUCUUUGACGAUCUAGUGUCUACUGAUGAGUUGCUUGAAAUGAUAGAAGAAUUGGGCAUGAGUGAGGAAGAUAAAUUGAAGUUGCAAAACGAGGAUGAAGGAGAUGAGGAUGAUGAUAUUGGUUUAGUACAAUCUGCCACUAUAGCUUCCUUUAACAAGCUCUAA
Molecule: messenger RNA, 726 nt
Organism: Babesia microti strain RI
Lineage: Eukaryota; Apicomplexa; Aconoidasida; Piroplasmida; Babesiidae
Product: elongation factor EF-1 beta subunit
Exons: 2
Coding region: 1-726 (241 amino acids)
Biological process (GO): translational elongation
Cellular component (GO): cytosol
Molecular function (GO): guanyl-nucleotide exchange factor activity; translation elongation factor activity
Source: RefSeq, a predicted model, not a curated record